GGUUUCUUCCUUCUGCGCAUGCGCACAACGCCCGCUGUGAAGCCCAGUAGAGCCAAGAUGGCGGCGGUGGUGGAGAGUGUUGUCAAGCUGCUGGGUGAGCAGUAUUACAGGGAUGCUCUGGAGCAGUGUCACAACUAUAAUGCCCGUCUGUGUGCAGAGAGGAGCGUGAGGAUGCCCUUCCUCGACUCUCAGACUGGUGUCGCCCAGAGCAACUGCUACUUCUGGAUGGAGAAACGACACAGAGGACCAGGUGUUGCUCCAGGUCAGCUGUACACAUAUCCUGCACGGCGCUGGAGAAAGAAGAGGAGAGCCCACCCUCCAGAUGACCCUCGUCUGUCCUUCCCAUCUCUAAAGACCGAGCUGGAUCUGGGGAUUAAGAAGGACGUUUUCUCCAGUGAUGGCAGCAGCUUAGAGGCUCUUUUGAAAGGAGAGCCGUUGGAUAAAAGAUCCGGAUUGGAGCUUCGCACGGCAGAGGAGGAGCCCAGCUCUACUGAGUUCUCCACCGGGGGACUGAACUCCAGCGGCAGAGUCCGGAAGAGAAUUUUGGAACCAGAUGAUUUUCUUGAUGAUCUGGACGAUGAAGAUUAUGAGGAAGAUACUCCAAAGAAGCGUGGAAAAGGCAAAGGAAAGGGACGUGGUGUCAGCAGUGCUCGCAAGAAGUUGGAAGCAGCAGCUGCUUUGGAAGAUCGGGACAGACCGUACGCUUGUGACAACACUUUCAAACAAAAGCAUAUUUCAAAAUCUUCUGAAAGAGUCUGUGGAAAGCGCUAUAAGAACAGGCCUGGUCUCAGUUAUCAUUAUGCCCACUCUCACUUGGCCGAAGAGGAAGGAGAAGAGAAAGACGAGAUGGACAUUCGGGAACCAACUCCACCCCGGCAGGACGAACCCAAGACUCCUAAAAAGGGCCCAGAUGGUUUGGCUCUUCCGAACAACUACUGUGAUUUCUGUUUGGGAGAUUCCAGCCUGAACCAGAAAACUGGCCAAUCAGAGGAGCUUGUGUCCUGUUCAGACUGUGGCCGUUCUGGUCACCCUUCAUGUCUUCAGUUCACUCCUAUCAUGAUGGCUGCUGUGAAAACCUAUCGCUGGCAGUGCAUUGAGUGCAAGUGCUGUAAUAUUUGUGGAACAUCAGAAAAUGAUGAUCAGCUGUUGUUCUGUGAUGACUGUGAUCGAGGUUACCACAUGUACUGCCUCUCGCCCCCGAUGUCUGUACCUCCUGAAGGAAGUUGGAGUUGUCAUCUGUGUUUGGCCCUCCUGAAAGAGAAAGCCUCCAUAUACCAGAAGCAGAAUGCGCCACCCUUGUGAUGGUCCUUUCAGGAAGACAGACCCUCUUUCUCAUAGUUCCUUCCAAGAUUUGUUUGGUUUAAGCAAACAAAAUGGGUCGAACUGAAGUUGUAGUGGAAGAGAAUAGGGACAAGGACCUCGCAGACACAAAUCGAGGCAGAGAAAGAGAGAGGAAGUGAGAAAAAUGAUGCCGCCCUUCUCUUAUUGCUCUCUCUCACAUCUCAGCAGGUUUGAUCUCAGUAUGACUGUUACACAGUUCCAAGUUUCAAACUUCCCUUGCUCUUUGUUUUCAACUAUUAUCCCUGACAAAUAACGCAAUUCUUCCAAACUUCAAAAACUAUCAGAAACUCUCCUGAGCCUUUCAGCAGUACUUACUUGGAGGACGUCGCUAUGAGAAUAUUUUGACUCUGUUUUUGAGUUCCUGCUCAUAUUAGACCUGAUAUUUCCACUCGUUUAUACAGACACUGUUUAACAAAGCAAAAAACUAACAAAAACAAAAAUAAACGCAGCUUAUAACCGCCAAAAUGAAUAAUGCAUACUCAGCCAUAUCCAAAAUACUCUGUACUGACACUGUGCUUAUCACAAAGAGGAAUAGUUGAAACCAAUCAGCAUGCCAAUGCUUGUUCAUAAUAAGCAAAAUAGAAAAAGAAAGAUGUGUUUUUGUAUAUUUAUAUAUUUGUAUAGCAUAUAAAGGUGUGUUGUAUUUAAGAUCUUAAACAAUAGAAAUGGUUCAUUAUUAUAAAAGGAGUUGCUUGGGGAGUUUUUUGUUUUCCCUAAUGAUUGCAUCUGCUUAUGCCACUGAAGCACAGAGUCUAGCAGUCAGUGUGUGAGCUCUUUACUAACCAACGGGUUUGUGGUGCAGGUAAGGGUAGUGGUUUAAAAUUAUAUUUUUAUAUUGUUUUUAAUUUUUGCAAUUUUAGGGAACCCUUAAUGUGUUCAGAAUUUGUUUAUUAUUAUGGAAAAGGUGGUUAUUUAAGAUAUCAGGGAAUGCAAUGAGGAAGAGAACACUGAAAUAGAAAAUCAUCACCCAGAAACUGUAAUACAUUUUAAAAGUUAUGAUAAUGUAUCACAGACCAAACUGAGAUCUGUUUGAUAGAUGCUACCAAGUGUGUUGAAUCCCUUUCUAAAAGAUUAGAAAGAGUUAUAUAGUGUAAGGAAACACAGACAGAAAAACUUCCAAUGCCAUAAUUACUAUGUUUACUCAGAUUAUGUUUCAUUGAAUGUAUUCAAAACAUAUAUUGCAUAAAUGUUUUACUCAUGCACAAUAAUUGAUCUGAUUCAAAUUAUAUUUGAAGUUUGCGUUAGAUAGUAAACACAAAUACUUCUGGCACUCUGAAACCGAAAGCUCUUCCACUGGAUGUCUGCUCUCUUAACAUAUUUAUAGAAACAUCCCACAAUUGGCUGAGAGAUGUCCGAAUUUAACAUUGUAUGUGUCUUGAUAAAUUAAAUUCCAGUAAAUUGAUUUCAUUAUGGUGUAACUGAAAGAUUAAUUUCUUUAAGCUGACAUUUGUAUUGGUAUAUAUUUGUAUAUUAAUGUUUUAGCGAAAAAAAAUUUACUCACAAACCUGUAAGGAAAUGUCAUGAGAGCAUUUUGACUUCCAUUGAAGUUCUAAAUAUCUUUGGUUUUCUACUAAAGAAUAAAAGUUACACUUACAGUUGUUAACAUUUGAAGUGAAUCCAAACCUUUCACCAAAAUUGUCCUAAAACAACACCAAUUCAUGUCUUUGGUCAGUUUUGAUCAACUUAUUAAAAUCAACUUCAAAUGUUGACUACUGUAGUUGUUACAAAAGAAGAGUGAGUAAAUAAUGACAGAAUUUGAGUAAACUACCUUUUGAAGGAUUAAGUAAUAGCAGAGGAGAUCUUUGUGAACGAGUUUGUUCAAAUGAGCCAGUGCUAAACUCAGUACUGCGCACAUGAGCAAAAUUUGCCAGAGCUUAGUUUGUCUUCCUAGAGCAAGCCGAGGCAGAUAUACAGCCUGCUUCAAAUGCUCCCCUAUUUCCCUGUCUUCUAUUGCCAUUUACCUUCACAAUCCAGCCAAAACUUCCUUUGUUUAGAGAAUAAAUCUAGAGCAGUGCAUGCAGCUGGCUCUUUCAGCCCUGUUCUUUGUAAAUGUAUACUGAAUGAAGAAAUGAAUUGACCUGCGUUGGGUUCUGUGUACUCUGUAAGUCCUCAGCUUCAAAAUAACCGCAGACCUCCAUAAAGGUUUAGGCUUCUAUCAGAUACUGAUACAUUAAUUAUUGGUCAUGGCAUUUAUAAUAUGUACAGGACCUUAUCAUUGUUUUAUUUUUCAUUCUCAGUUUAGUUACUGCAUGUUUACCUUACAUGGUCAUUUAUACAUAAUACAUAACACAUAACACUCACUCUGUUGUAUUUUCACAGUAACAGCAAAGUAGAGGAUUAUGGGAAACUUAGCGUUAUGGUAUAAGCCAACUAACUAUUAUUAAAAUAAUUAGGAAUUGUAAAGGUUUACUUGAAUUGUUCUAAAUUGACUAGAAAGUGGCCAUUCUUUUUUUUUUUUUUAAGAUUGUUUGUUAGAUUGGUUUUGGGGGUUUAUUCUUGUUUUGGUGUAUGGUACACUUUUUGUCCCCAAGAAAAAUAAAAGUCACAAACCAUG
Messenger RNA from Danio aesculapii, 3895 nucleotides. It is a transcript of the gene dpf2, whose product is annotated as double PHD fingers 2. Gene Ontology annotation, cellular component: nBAF complex. The record is from RefSeq and is a predicted model, not a curated record. Bases 19 to 1302 code for a protein of 427 amino acids. The transcript is spliced from 12 exons. Gene Ontology annotation, biological process: nervous system development. Lineage: Eukaryota; Metazoa; Chordata; Actinopteri; Cypriniformes; Danionidae.